Trifolium pratense (red clover) is the source of this 1939-nucleotide messenger RNA. Its product is annotated as UDP-glucose 6-dehydrogenase 4. Lineage: Eukaryota; Viridiplantae; Streptophyta; Magnoliopsida; Fabales; Fabaceae. The coding region runs from base 200 to 1645 and encodes 481 amino acids. The record is from RefSeq and is a predicted model, not a curated record. The transcript has 2 exons. Gene Ontology annotation, molecular function: UDP-glucose 6-dehydrogenase activity; NAD binding. Gene Ontology annotation, cellular component: cytosol; nucleus. Gene Ontology annotation, biological process: glycosaminoglycan biosynthetic process.
AUUCCUAAUGAUGUUGCUGAUGCAAAAUGACACACACACACACUCUCUCUUUCAUACAACACAACACAAAACUCAGUCCUAUAAAUUGUGACGCGUCUUCUUUCAUUCCCAUUCUCAUCUCUGAAUUCUUCUUCUCCUCAGAUCUCUCUUUUCCUUCUUUCGAUCUCAACCUUUCUUUAACUAAGGUUGCUGAGAAAAAAUGGUGAAGAUUUGUUGCAUUGGAGCUGGCUAUGUUGGUGGUCCAACAAUGGCUGUGAUUGCUUUGAAGUGUCCUGAGAUUGAGGUAGCUGUGGUGGAUAUCGCUGCGCCGAGAAUCAAUGCUUGGAACAGUGAUCACCUACCUAUAUAUGAGCCUGGUCUUGAAGAUGUGGUGAAGGAGUGCAGAGGAAGGAAUCUUUUCUUCAGUACUGAUGUUGAGAAACAUGUUGCUGAGGCCAAUAUCGUCUUUGUCUCGGUCAACACUCCUACAAAGACGCAAGGUCUUGGAGCUGGCAAAGCAGCUGAUCUCACUUAUUGGGAGAGUGCUGCAAGGAUGAUUGCUGAUGUUUCAAAGUCGGACAAGAUUGUUGUUGAAAAGUCGACUGUUCCGGUUAAAACAGCUGAGGCAAUCGAGAGGAUUUUGACUCACAAUAGGAAAGGCAUUAAUUUCACUAUUUUGUCUAACCCUGAGUUUCUUGCUGAGGGUACAGCUAUCAAAGAUCUGUUCAAUCCCGACCGUGUCCUUAUCGGAGGCAGGGAAACCCCGGAAGGGCAAAAGGCUAUUCAUGCUUUGAGAGAUGUUUAUGCUCAUUGGGUCCCGUUGGAUCGAAUCCUUUGCACCAAUUUGUGGUCUGCUGAACUCUCAAAGCUUGCAGCCAAUGCUUUCUUGGCUCAGAGGAUCUCCUCUGUGAACGCCAUGUCUGCAUUAUGUGAGGCAACUGGUGCUGAUGUCUCCCAGGUUUCUCACUCAAUCGGAACUGACUCGAGAAUUGGACCAAAAUUCUUGAAUGCUAGUGUUGGUUUUGGUGGAUCCUGCUUUCAGAAGGAUAUUCUGAACUUGGUCUAUAUCUGCGAGUGCAACGGCCUUCCCGAGGUGGCUAACUACUGGAAACAGGUCAUUAAGGUGAAUGACUACCAGAAAUCUCGGUUCGUGAACCGAGUUGUCUCUUCAAUGUUCAACACAGUCUCAGGGAAGAAAAUUGCUGUUUUGGGAUUUGCUUUCAAGAAAGACACCGGUGACACUAGGGAGACUCCUGCGAUCGAUGUGUGCAAGGGUUUAUUAGGAGACAAGGCUAAGUUGAGCAUUUAUGAUCCUCAAGUUUCUGAAGAGCAAAUCUUGAAGGAUUUGGCAAUGAAGAAAUUCGAUUGGGAUCAUCCUGCUCAUCUUCAACCAACAAGCCCAACAACUUCCAACAAGCAAGUGUCUGUGGUUUGGGACGCGUACGAGGCGAUUAAGGAUGCACAUGGUGUGUGCAUUAUGACUGAGUGGGACGAGUUCAAGAAUCUUGAUUACAAAAAAGUUUUUGACAACAUGCAGAAACCGGCAUUUAUCUUUGAUGGAAGAAAUGUCGUGGAUGUGAAAAAGCUGAGGGAAAUUGGUUUCAUCGUUUAUUCCAUCGGAAAACCACUAGAUGCUUGGCUCAAGGACAUGCCUGCAGUGGCUUAAAGAAGAGAAAAUUUACAAACUUGUGCUGCCUUUAGGGAUGAAUUUGUUGGUCAUUUUCAGAAUGAGGAUGCAUUGCUCCAUCUGCUAUAUUUUUAUCAUGCUAUUAUUCUUAUAGUUUAGAUAUAUUUCUGUUGUUGUUUUUUCAUCUAUGUUACUUUGAUGAUUUCAUAUGAGAUUUUGGUGGCAAGUUAUAAUAGCUUAAUUGCCCAAAUAUCCUUAUUUGUUUUACAUGGUUUAAUGCAAUAAAUUGGUGGUGAAGGGAAUUUUAUACAAUGAAUAUCAUUUCUUUUGUCA